Penaeus monodon (black tiger shrimp) is the source of this 930-nucleotide messenger RNA. RefSeq names its product basic proline-rich protein-like. The coding region runs from base 1 to 930 and encodes 309 amino acids. The record is from RefSeq and is a predicted model, not a curated record. The transcript has 2 exons. Lineage: Eukaryota; Metazoa; Arthropoda; Malacostraca; Decapoda; Penaeidae.
AUGGGAAUGAGGCCUCGAGAAAUUCGCCAGAACUGCGCCGCCCUCGGGAUUUCGCCCUCGGGACCUCCGCCUCCUCGCCCUCGGGACCUCCGCCUCCUCGCCCUCGGGAUUUCGCCCUUGGGACCUCCGCCUCCUCGCCCUCGGGAUUUCGCCCUCGGCACCUCCGCCUCCUCGCCCUCGGGACAUCGCCCUCGGCACCUCCGCCUCCUCGCCCUCGGGACAUCGCCCUCGGCACCUCCGCCUCCUCGCCCUCGGGACAUCGCCCUCGGCACCUCCGCCUCCUCGCCCUCGGGACAUCGCCCUCGGCACCUCCGCCUCCUCGCCCUCGGGACAUCGCCCUCGGCACCUCCGCCUCCUCGCCCUCGGGAUUUCGCCCUCGGCACCUCCGCCUCCUCGCCCUCGGGACAUCGCCCUCGGCACGUCGCCCUCGGGACAUCGCCCUCGGCACCUCCGCCUCCUCGCCCUCGGGACAUCGCCCUCGGCACCUCCGCCUCCUCGCCCUCGGGACAUCGCCCUCGGCACCUCCGCCUCCUCGCCCUCGGGACAUCGCCCUCGGCACCUCCGCCUCCUCGCCCUCGGGAUUUCGCCCUCGGCACCUCCGCCUCCUCGCCCUCGGGACAUCGCCCUCGGCACCUCCGCCUCCUCGCCCUCGGGAUUUCGCCCUCGGCACCUCCGCCUCCUCGCCCUCGGGACAUCGCCCUCGGCACCUCCGCCUCCUCGCCCUCGGGACAUCGCCCUCGGCACCUCCGCCUCCUCGCCCUCGGCACCUCGCCCUCGGCACCUCCGCCUCCUCGCCCUCGGGACAUCGCCCUCGGCACCUCGCCCUCGGCACCUCCGCCUCCUCGCCCUCGGGGGAAAGCGACGGUCCUGCAAAAUGUAGAGCAAGAGUGGGUAUGUGAUCCUAUUACUGCCGAGAACCACUGGAAUUGA